This is a messenger RNA of Lactuca virosa, 1887 nucleotides long. The record is from the annotation of a GenBank genome assembly. Lineage: Eukaryota; Viridiplantae; Streptophyta; Magnoliopsida; Asterales; Asteraceae.
AUGGCGUCCGUGCGUCUUUUCUUAAUUUUCUCUCUCCUUUUGAUUUUUCCACUGGUUUCAAUCAAAGCCCAGCAGCCAUACAUCAAGAAGCUGAGCACAAACUGCAGGGUCAGAAAUGCCUCAACUUCUGUUCUUGGUUAUGCCUGUAAUGGCGUUAAUCGUACCUGCGAAGCUUAUCUCACCUUUCGAUCCCGACCCCCGUAUAACACUGUUACUUCCAUCUCCAAUCUAUUGAAUGCAAACGCCACUCAGCUAUCUCAACUCAAUUCCGUUUCUGAAACCGCUACUUUUGGAACCGGUGAGACAGUUCUCGUGCCCACCAGGUGUUCGUGUCUUGGUGAGUUCUAUCAAGCCAAUGCAACGUAUGUUAUCCAAGCCGGAGACACCCCUUUCACAAUCGCAAACAAUACUUUUGAAGGGCUAUCGACUUGUCAUGCUGUUCAGGUUGAAAAGAGCAAUCUUACCAUUGAUAUAUAUCCUGGUUCAAGACUCACUGUGCCUUUAAGAUGUGCUUGUCCAACCGAAAAGCAAGCUGCUGAUGGUAUCAGGUAUUUGUUAUCUUACUUGAUCACUUGGGGACAAAGUGUUUCAUCCAUAAGUGCGAUCUUUGGGGUUGAUACUGGGGUGACUCUUGCAGCCAAUCAAUUAUCAGAACAAGAUUUUACCAUUUAUCCCUUCACCACCCUUUUAGUUCCCCUCUCCGACCAACCUUCAAGAUCUCAAACCAUAGCACCACCACCCCCACCAACAACAUCGCCACCACCAUCAUCACCACCACCACCCACUUCCUCCGGUGAUAAUAAAUGGAUAUACAUGCUCGUGGGAGUCCUUGGAGGGGUUGCUCUCACAUCUUCAAUUGGGUUCGCUGUUUUUUGGUUUUGCUUUCUUCAGAAGAGAAAGCAGAUUCCUCCACCUAUGGUUUCUUCUGCUUCUCAGAGCUUUGAAGCAAUCGUGAAACCAGGGGAUAAGAAGUUGGAUGUUGAUGAAGACUCGGACUUCAUGGAAAGUUUGAACAGCAUAGCUCAAUCCCUCAAAGUAUACAAAUUUGAAGAACUUAAGUCAGCCACACAAGAUUUUAGCCCCAAUUGUUUAAUCAAGGGAUCUGUUUACAAAGGCACCAUCAAUGGAGACCUUGCUGCCAUCAAGAAAAUGCAUGGAGACGUCUCGAAGGAGAUUCAGUUGCUUAACACUAUUCACCAUCAUAAUCUCAUUCGCCUAUCAGGUGUUUGUUUUAAUGACAGCCAUUGGUACCUUGUUUUUGAGUUUGCUGUCAACGGACCCUUAAGUGCCUGGAUCUAUCAAGAUGAACAUGAACAAACCACCAACAAAUCCUUGAAUUGGAUUCAGAGAAUACAAAUCGCUUUGGAUGUAGCAAACGCGCUUGAUUAUCUUCAUAGCUAUACCACUCCUCCAUACGUCUACAAGAAUCUAGAGAGCAGCAACAUCCUUCUCGAUGAUGAAUUCAGAGCCAAGAUUAUAAAUUUUGAUCUCGCAAGAUCAGCCGAAGGGCAAGAAGGUCAAUUCGCACUGACUAGACACAUAGUUGGUACUCGAGGUUACAUGUCUCCAGAGUAUUUAGAAAACGGGAAACAUGUGUAUGAGCUUUAUGAGAAAGUGAAGAAGAAUUUGUCUGAGGUUUUGGAUGAUAUUCUUGAGGAAGAAGAUACAGACGAAAAUCAAAAGUUGACCGAUUUCGUUGACCCUUUUCUCCAAGGGGAUUAUCCUCCGCAACUCGCCAUGUCUGUAAUCCGAUUGAUCGAUGGUUGCCUGGAUAAAGAUCCAUCCGCUCGACCUGACAUGAAUGAAGUUUCACAAUCUCUUUCUAGGGUUUUGACCACCUCACGGGCUGUAGAUGUUUCAGUAACCAUUUCAGUUCAAGGGAGAUGA